This is a messenger RNA of Trichechus manatus latirostris (Florida manatee), 2244 nucleotides long. It is a transcript of the gene MTSS2, whose product is annotated as MTSS I-BAR domain containing 2. The coding region runs from base 1 to 2244 and encodes 747 amino acids. Gene Ontology annotation, cellular component: cytoplasmic side of plasma membrane; actin cytoskeleton. Gene Ontology annotation, biological process: plasma membrane organization; cell projection assembly. The record is from RefSeq and is a predicted model, not a curated record. Lineage: Eukaryota; Metazoa; Chordata; Mammalia; Sirenia; Trichechidae. Gene Ontology annotation, molecular function: actin binding; phospholipid binding. The transcript is spliced from 15 exons.
AUGGAGACGGCAGAGAAGGAGUGCGGCGCCCUGGGCGGGCUCUUCCAGGCCAUCGUCAACGACAUGAAGAGCUCCUACCCCAUCUGGGAGGACUUCAACUCCAAGGCCACGAAGCUGCAUUCCCAGCUAAGGACCACCGUGCUGGCUGCUGUGGCCUUCCUGGAUGCCUUCCAGAAAGUGGCUGACAUGGCCACCAACACCAGAGGGGCCACGCGGGACAUCGGCUCGGCGCUCACGCGCAUGUGCAUGCGCCACCGCAGCAUCGAGACCAAGCUGCGGCAGUUCACCAAUGCGCUGCUGGAAAGCCUCAUCAACCCGCUGCAGGAGCGCAUCGAGGACUGGAAGAAGUCGGCCAACCAACUGGACAAGGACCACGCGAAAGAGUACAAACGAGCCCGGCAUGAAAUCAAGAAGAAAUCGUCUGACACGCUGAAGCUGCAGAAAAAAGCACGCAAAGAGCUACUUGGGAAAGGAGACCUGCAGCCCCAGCUGGACAGCGCCCUGCAGGACGUCAAUGACAUGUACCUGUUGCUGGAGGAGACAGAGAAGCAGGCGGUGCGCCGAGCCCUGAUUGAGGAGCGCGGCCGCUUCUGCACCUUCAUCACCUUCUUGCAGCCGGUGGUGAACGGCGAGCUGACCAUGCUGGGGGAGAUCACCCACCUGCAGGGCAUCAUCGACGACUUGGUGGUACUGACUGCAGAGCCCCACAAGCUGCCCCCCGCCAGCGAGCAGGUGAUCAAAGACCUGAAGGGCUCAGACUACAGCUGGUCCUACCAGACACCACCCUCGUCGCCCAGCAGCUCCAGCUCCCGCAAGUCCAGCAUGUGCAGUGCCCCCAGCAGCGGUAGCAGCGCCAAGGGUGGCGGAGCCCCGUGGCCUGGGGGCGCCCAAACAUACUCACCCAGUUCCACCUGUCGCUACCGCAGCCUGGCACAGCCAGCCGCCACCACCCGCCUCUCCAGUGUCUCCUCCCAUGACUCUGGCUUCGUCUCCCAGGACGCCACCUAUUCCAAGCCUCCUUCACCCAUGCCUUCAGACAUCACCAGCCAGAAGUCCUCCAGCUCCGCGUCCUCCGAGGCCUCGGAAACCUGCCAGUCCGUUAGCGAGUGCAGCUCCCCCACCUCGGAUUGGUCCAAGGCCGGCCCCCACGAGCAGCCUGCGGGCACCACCCUGCAGCGGAGGAAGGACCGAGUGGAGCUCCUCCGAGACGCAGAGCCAGGCCCCACCAGUGGGGGCACCCUGGGCCCCGGUGGGGAGGAGGCGCCGCGGCCCCGGAUGUCCCCUGCCACCAUCGCAGCCAAGCACGGUGAGGAGGUGUCCCCUGCAGCCAGCGACCUGGCCAUGGUGCUGACCCGCGGCCUGAGCCUUGAGCACCAGAAGAGCAGUCGGGACUCGCUACAGUACUCAAGUGGCUACAGCACGCAGACCACCACGCCUUCCUGCUCAGAGGACACCAUCCCCUCCCAAGGCUCCGACUACGACUGCUACUCAGUGAACGGGGAUGCAGACAGCGAGGGCCCACCCGAGUUCGACAAGUCGUCCACCAUUCCCCGCAACAGCAACAUCGCCCAAAACUACCGCCGCCUGAUCCAGACCAAGCGCCCAGCCUCCACCGCAGGGCUGCCCACCACCUCGGGCACGGGUCUGCCCUCAGGCGCGCCCCCUGGCGUGGCCACCAUCCGCCGCACACCCUCCACCAAGCCCACGGUGCGUCGCACCCUCUCCAGUGCCGGCCCCAUCCCAAUCCGACCACCCAUUGUGCCCGUGAAGACGCCCACAGUGCCUGACUCACCUGGCUACACGGGGCCUGUGCGGGCAGGCAGCGAGGAGUGUGUCUUUUACACUGACGAGGCUGCCUCAACCCUGGCAGUGGACUUGGCCAAGGCCUCCCCAAAGAGGCUCAGCCUGCCCAACACGGCCUGGGGCAGCCCCUCCCCGGAGGCAGCUGGCUACGCGGGACCGGGGGCUGAGGACGACGAGGAGCAGCAGCAGCAGCAGCUGGCCGCCAACCGGCACAGCCUGGUGGAGAAGCUCGGGGAGUUAGUGGCAGGUGCCCAUGCCCUGGGCGAGGGCCAGUUUCCCUUCCCCAUGGCACUGUCGACCACCCCGGCAGAGGAGACGCCCACCCCGCCCCCCGCCGCCAACAGCGACCCCCCAGCUGAAGACAUGCUGGUGGCCAUCCGGCGCGGGGUCCGGCUCCGCAGGACCGUCACCAAUGACAGGUCGGCGCCCCGCAUCUUGUGA